Molecule: messenger RNA, 3406 nt
Organism: Caenorhabditis sp. 36 PRJEB53466
Lineage: Eukaryota; Metazoa; Nematoda; Chromadorea; Rhabditida; Rhabditidae
Source: the annotation of a GenBank genome assembly
AUGUCUCCGCCAAUCCUGUCCCACGCGGCCUCGGGCCAAGCCUCCCCGCUCUCCACGAACGGCUCUCUUUCACCGCCACAUCUUGCCGACGAGCAAGCGUCUGUCUCCUACAACUCGGAAUCUCCGCGUGAUCUGAGCCCGCUGCUUCUUUCGGUAAAUGUUGCGGAAAAGAUGUGUGCUCUAACCUGAACUGAUUGCAGGAGUUGGCGUGUCUGAACAUGCGCGAGGUGGUCGCGAGACCUGGCCUCGGAACUGUCGGACGUCAGAUUCCGGUCAAGUCGAACUUCUUCUCGGUCGACCUGAAGAAUCCGAAGAUGGUGGUCAUCCAAUACCACGUCGAGGUUCAUCACCCCGGCUGCCGCAAACUGGACAAGGACGAGAUGCGCAUAAUCUUCUGGAAGGUAGUCUCCGAUCAUCCGGACAUCUUCAGCAACAAAUUUGCUCUGGCCUACGACGGAGCUCACCAACUCUACACCGUUGCUCGGCUCGAAUUCCCCGAAGACAAGGGAUCCGUGCGUUUGGACUGCGAAGCCACACUUCCAAAGGACAACAGAGACCGUACCCGAUGUGCCAUCUCCAUCCAAAACGUCGGACCAGUGCUGCUGGAGAUGCAGCGUACUCGCACCAACAACCUGGACGACCGUGUGCUCACUCCCAUCCAGAUACUCGACAUCAUCUGCCGUCAAUCGUUGACUUGUCCAUUGCUGAAGAACGCGGCGAACUUCUACACGUGGAAGUCCUCCUGCUACCGUAUCCCCACUGCCGCCGGACAGGCUCUCGAUCUGGAGGGCGGAAAGGAGAUGUGGACGGGAUUCUUCUCGUCGGCCCACAUUGCCAGCAACUUCAAGCCGCUCCUCAACAUUGACGUCGCCCACACCGCCUUCUACAAGGCUCGCAUCUCGGUGCUCCAGUUCAUGUGUGACGUGCUCAACGAGCGCACUGCCAAGCCGAAUCGCUUCCAGCAGCAGCGUGGCGGACCAGGCGGACCGGGCGGAUACCGUGGCGGAGGUCGUGGCGGUCGUGGCGGCGGAUACAACAACUUUGGAGGGCGUGGAGGAGCGCCGGGAGGGAUGAGUGGGCCACCAGGUCGUGAUGAUUUUGGCAGUUGCGGACCGUCGUUCACCAUCGAGACGAUGGGUCGUGAGACUCAAUUGUCGAGCUUCGAGUCUCGCAUCUUUGGAGACGCCAUUCGUGGAAUGAAGAUCCGUGCCACCCACCGCCCGAACGCUGUCCGCGUCUACAAGGUCAACAGUCUGCAGCUGCCGGCCGACAAGCUCAUGUUAGCAUCGCUAGUUUUCACAACACUUUACAAAUUAUGCUUUACAGGUUCCAAGGAAUCGACGAAGAAGGUCGCCAGGUCGUCUGCUCGGUGGCCGACUACUUCUCGGACAAGUACGGACCGCUCAAGUACCCGAAGCUCCCGUGUCUCCAUGUCGGACCGCCCACGCGCAACAUCUUUCUGCCAAUGGAGCACUGUCUGAUCGACUCGCCACAAAAGUAUAAUAAGAAAAUGACGGAGAAGCAGACGAGUGCUAUCAUCAAGGCGAGUGAAAAGAAAUAAAUUUGAGCUCUAUCACGCUCUUGUUUUGCAGGCCGCUGCCGUGGAUGCGACUCAACGCGAGGAGCGCAUCAAGCAGCUCGCCGCGCAGGCUUCGUUCGGCACCGAUCCGUUCCUCAAAGAGUUUGGAGUUUCCGUCUCGUCUCAAAUGAUCGAAACGACCGCCCGUGUCAUCCAGCCGCCGCCGAUCAUGUUCGGAAGCAACAACCGUUCUGUCAAUCCGGUCGUGUUCCCGAAGGACGGAUCGUGGUCGAUGGAUCACCAGACCCUCUAUAUGCCAGCCACGUGUCGCAGCUACUCGAUGAUUGCGCUGUGCGAUCCGAGAGACCAGGCGAACCUUCAAGGAUUCUGUCAGGCGCUGACGAUGAAGGCCACCGCGAUGGGCAUGAACUUUCCCCGCUGGCCAGAUCUCGUCAAGUACGGAAGAAGCAAGGAAGACGUGUGCAACUUGUUCACGGAAAUCGCCGACGAGUACAGGGUGACGAGCACCGUCUGCGACUGCAUCAUCGUCGUGCUGCAGGGAAAGAACUCGGAUCUUUACAGUGAGCAUUUCAUUCCUCUGCUCCAGCUCCAACUAUUUUUCAUUUUUUUUCAGUGACCGUCAAGGAGCAAUCGGACAUUGUGCACGGCAUCAUGUCGCAGUGCGUUCUCAUGAAGAACGUGAGCCGUCCGACUCCGGCCACCUGCGCCAACAUUGUGCUCAAGCUCAACAUGAAGAUGGGCGGCAUCAACAGCCGCAUCGUCGCCGAUCAGAUCACCAACAAGUACCUUGUCGAUCAGCCGACGAUGGUCGUCGGAAUCGACGUGACUCAUCCGACGCAAGCCGAAAUGCGCAUGAACAUGCCAUCGGUCGCCGCCAUCGUCGCAAACGUGGAUCUGCUGCCGCAGUCGUACGGAGCCAAUGUGAAGGUUCAGAAGAAGUGCCGCGAGUCGGUCGUUUAUCUGCUCGACGCUAUUCGCGAGAGAAUCAUCACUUUCUACAGGUUGGUGUGCAUUUUUUUUACAUCUUUUUGACGUAAAAAAAUCAUUUUUUCACAGCCUGAAUAACCCCAUGACAUUUUGAACCCAAAUCAAUAGUUUCUUUCAGGCACACGAAGCAGAAGCCGGCGCGCAUCAUCGUCUACCGUGAUGGAGUCUCCGAGGGCCAGUUCUCCGAAGUGCUGCGCGAAGAGAUCCAGUCGAUCCGUACCGCGUGUCUGGCGAUCGCUGAAGACUUCCGUCCGCCCAUCACCUAUAUUGUCGUCCAGAAGCGUCAUCACGCGCGCAUCUUCUGCAAGUUCCCGGUAGACAUGGUGGGAAAGGCGAAGAACGUGCCGCCCGGAACGACGGUCGACACGGGCAUCGUCUCUCCCGAAGGGUUCGACUUCUACCUGUGUUCGCACUACGGAGUCCAGGGAACGUCGCGUCCCGCUCGCUACCACGUGCUGCUCGACGAGUGCAAGUUCACGGCCGACGAGAUUCAGAGCAUCACGUACGGCAUGUGCCACACUUACGGCCGCUGCACCCGUUCGGUGUCCAUCCCGACGCCCGUCUACUAUGCGGAUUUGGUGGCCACUCGUGCCCGCUGUCAUGUCAAGAGAAAGCUGUAAGUGAGAAGGGACGCGGUCCCCGGUAAGAACCGUUUGUGCUUUCAGCGGCCUCGUCGACUCUCUGGAUGACACCAACUCGCUUUCCUCGUCGCUCUCCUCGAUGCUCAACGUGAGAACCGGCAGCGGAAAAUCGAAGAAGUCUGGCGGGUCCAGUGUCGACGACGAAGCGUUCCUGGCCCCCGACGGAUCUUCGGAUCAGAUGCUCCAGGACUGCGUCUCGGUGGCUGCAGAUUUUAAGAGCCGCAUGUACUUCAUCUAA